This is a messenger RNA of Mesocricetus auratus (golden hamster), 2988 nucleotides long. RefSeq names its product putative P2Y purinoceptor 10. Gene Ontology annotation, cellular component: membrane. Gene Ontology annotation, biological process: positive regulation of Rho protein signal transduction; phospholipase C-activating G protein-coupled receptor signaling pathway. Gene Ontology annotation, molecular function: G protein-coupled receptor activity. The transcript is spliced from 2 exons. Bases 367 to 1425 code for a protein of 352 amino acids. The record is from RefSeq and is a predicted model, not a curated record. NCBI's taxonomy places the organism in Eukaryota, Metazoa, Chordata, Mammalia, Rodentia, Cricetidae.
GGAAACAUUAGCCAUUGUAGUCAUGGGAUGUAAUGAUAUCUAGAAGCAUAGUAUCUUCUAUAGUUGUAGCAGACUGUGGAGUAUCUAGCUACCUAGUAGUCUUCCGAGUACCGGAAAUGGAUUUCCCUAAGAAGUAGAUGCCAGAAGAUUGCUGCAGAAAGAAGCUAUGAAACCGCCAUGCAAAGGCUUUUCCUAAGGAAGGAACAUAAAUGCACAAGAUGGGAAGUAACAGCACAAACAGUAUGAGAAUAAAGUGCACUGAUCAACAAAUGCUGUUUCAGUACUCCUUCUUGGCAACCACCUUUAUCUUUGGGCAGGAGCCAUAACUCUAUAGUUCACCUUGAUGAACAUACUGAAAUAUUCAAGAUGGGCAGCAACAGUACCAGUACUGCUGAGAGUUAUUGCAAUGCUACACAUCUGACAUUUCAGUACUCUCUGUAUGCAACCACCUAUAUCUUCAUAUUCAUCCCUGGUCUCCUGGCUAACAGUGCAGCCCUGUGGGUUCUGUGUCGCUUCAUCAGCAAGAAGAAUAAGGCCAUCAUUUUCAUGAUCAACCUCUCAGUGGCAGAUCUCGCUCAUGUCCUGUCCUUACCUCUCCGGAUUUACUACUAUAUCAACCGUCACUGGCCAUUCCAGAAAGCCCUUUGCCUGCUCUGCUUUUAUCUGAAAUAUCUCAACAUGUAUGCCAGUAUUUUUUUCUUGACAUGCAUCAGCCUUCAGAGGUGCCUCUUUCUCCUCAAGCCAUUCAGUGCCAGAAACUGGAAGCGUAGGUAUGAUGUGGCCAUCAGUGCUGCCAUCUGGGUCAUUGUGGGAACUGCCUGUUUGCCACUUCCCAUCCUGAGAAGUGCUGGGUUAGCCAACAACAAGGACUCCUGCUUUGCUGAUUUAGGGCUUCAUGACAUUAGUAUGGCUUCCUCCAUUGGCAUGGUAACUGCUGCUGAACUUGGAGGGUUUGUAUUACCUGUUGUAAUUAUUAUGUAUUGCACAUGGAAAACAAGAAAAUCUUUACAGGAAUUCCAAGAUACACCUCAGAAUAUUAAAGAAAGGAAAAAGGCUUUGAGGAUGGUCCUAAUGUGUGCAGUGGUAUUCAUAGUGUGCUUCACUCCUUACCAUCUCAAUUUCCCAUUCUUUAUGAUGGUGAAGCAACAUGUCUUCUCAAAUUGUUCGUUUAUUAAGAGCACUCUGUGUUUCCACAUCAUUUCCUUGUGUCUUGCAAAUUUGAAUUGUUGUCUUGAUCCAGUUGUUUAUUAUUUUAUGACUUCAGAAUUUCGUGAUCAAAUUUCAGAACAUGGCAGUUUGGUCAUCCAGUCAUGUGUGCGAUGUAAGGACAGUACUUUGGAAAUUCAUCAGAGGAAAGAGAAUCUUCAGACUAUCUCUCUUGAAUGUUUGGAUGUUCCAACACAAUGUGAUGAAAUAAUUAUCUAGAAUAACCUUUAUACUCUGUCAGAUCAGCCAUGCCAUUUCAAAGUGGAUACUGAGUGUAAUGAAGAAACAUGGCCACUUCACUCAAAAUAAUCUGUUUACAGGAGUUCUCUAUGCCAAGAUAAUCUGUGGACCUUCUGAGAAAAAAACUUUCUUCACACAAAGUGAUAAUCAACAGAAAGAGUUCCACACCUGUUCCUCAGCAAUGAGACCAAUGUUCUCAUCUUUUCCUGAAAAAAACAAAAUAUAAUAAUAACUAGUGGACAUGUAUAAGUUAUCUUAUCAUUGAGAAAUCUGCAUCAGAAUAUGACCCUAAUUUUAUUUUGAAAGCAUACACUACUUGUGCCAAUUGUAUUACAGAAAGAUGACUUUUCGUAUUAAUAUAAAUUAUGAAAAUUAAAAACAUUAUAACUACAUAUAUAUAUGAUUUUCUUUUUCUCACCUUGAAAGAAAAAGAUUGAUUCAGAUGAGCCUUUCAAAAUUACCAUGGAAACCACAAUGCAAACACCGUAAAUAGAACUGUGCUCUGCAUAUUUAACAAACUUGAGGUUAAAGAUUUAAAUUGAAAUCUCUCUGCCUAAUGUCUGUCAGUUUGUGAUGUGAUGUAAUGACUCAUUUUUGUUUACUGGCACUACUUGGGAAAUAUUCUCAUCUAUCUGUUUACUAAAAUCAAUGGCGUCAUUUCCCGGCUAGGUUGAUUGUUUCACAUGUCACUUCAGAUACAACUUCAUUUGAUAUAUUUAAAUCAGCAGAUUAAAGAAGAAUCACACAAUACAUACAGUUUUCAUUUUGCUAAGGUUUAGUUGAACCUAAGAUUUUACAAGCAAAAUACACCAAUGAACUGAACUGAAUCCUAUCAUUAAUGCAGAACAAGCAUUGUCAUUAAAAAAAUCCCUGUUGUUGCAUCAUUACUAACAUAAAUGUUUCCCACUGGAAAUUUUGAAACUAACCAUUUCUAAAUAUUGGAGAUCAUUAAAAUGAAAUUUUAUAAAGCAAUGGUUAGUUUAUUUCUGUUUUUGUCUUGUCUAUUUUUGAAUGGCCUUUAAUUUUUAUUAUAUUUUUGGAUUAGUAUAUACGGGAAUGUAUUUCAUUGUGAUAUUUUCAUAUGCACACAUCACUCUACUUUCUUAUCUACUCCCCACAGUCUUUUUUGACUGCCCUCCAAUUCUUGUUUGUGCCCUUUCUUCCUCCUUACAUUCUCCUUUCUUAAUUCUUGAUAGAAAUAUUCUGUUACCUGUUGUAUUUGAUUACCUCCCUUAUCAUACUUUGCGUGUGUCCCUUUAUAACUUUCCUCUACAUCUCUACUUUCAUGUUUCAUGUGUGUGCAUAUAUAUUAUUAUAUAUGAUAAAAAUUGAUAUUUGUCUGGUUUAUUUUGCUUAACAAACAGAUCUUCAGUUUCAUUUGUUUCCCCAAAAUGCUGUAAUUGAAUUCUUUAUAGUUAAAUAAAGUUCCAUCAUUUAUAAUACUACAUUUUAUUGAUCCAUUCAUUUAUUGAUGGACACCUAGACUGGUUCUAUAUCUUUGCUAUUGUGAACAGUUCAACAAUAAACAUGCAUGUGGAAACA